GGAGAGGGAAGGCCCUGAGGGCGGUCCCGCCCCGGCGGGGCUGGAGGCGGUGUCGGCCAUGGCGGGGGUGCUCUGGCGGCUCUGCAACCUCCUCAUGGCCGCCUUCUUCGGGCUGGCGGCCGCUGUGCAGGUGAACGACCCCGACGCCGGGCUGUGGACUGUUGUCUACUUAGUGCCAGCUGCCCUGACAAUGCUGGUAGGCAUUAACUCCUCAGUAACAGAUAACGUGGUUUGGAAGAGCCUCUGUGACUUCCAUCGGGCUGGCUGUAUUGUUGGCACCAUUGCCUUGGCUUGUUCUUUGUUUGCCUACGCUCAAGGAAACAUUUUACACGAGGAGGAAGGCAGGGAGUUGUUUGGUCUGGUGAUUAUUACAAUAUGGAUGAGUCUUUGUCGCAAUUCAGCCAAGAGUCCACUGAGUGGAGUUCGCUUGAUGGCUGCACUCUUCAUUGCCCUCUUCCCCUUUGUUUCAUGGCUGUACAUUUAUGUGAACAAAGAGAUGCGGGCAUCUUGGCCAACCCACUGUAAAACGGUGAUUUAAUAGAGUGGGAGAAGUCUAGAAUAUUCUGACCUUACUUGCCUUGGCUUUUGGUUCAUAAUGAAAGGUUAGUAUCAGUUUGGUAAGAGCCAGGAAUGCCAGGCUGUUUCCAGCAGUGCAGUUUGAGAUUUGGUAAAAAAAAUUGAGGACAAUCAAAUCAGAGUGGAGAGAUUUUCUAUGGAAACUGUUGUUUACUGUCUUCUUUGUGUAUUUUCUACGUGUUGUUGAUCUAAUAUGUGUUCUAAUGGCACAUUCAAGAUAUCCCUGCAUCCCUGGAUCACUCUCCAACCACCUUGUACUUUGAGAAAUCUAAUGUUCUGUAACAUAAGGGAAAAGUAAA
Messenger RNA from Calypte anna (Anna's hummingbird), 875 nucleotides. RefSeq names its product transmembrane protein 220 (gene TMEM220). The record is from RefSeq and is a predicted model, not a curated record. NCBI's taxonomy places the organism in Eukaryota, Metazoa, Chordata, Aves, Apodiformes, Trochilidae. The transcript has 6 exons. The coding region runs from base 59 to 538 and encodes 159 amino acids.